Pantherophis guttatus is the source of this 1524-nucleotide messenger RNA. The record is from RefSeq and is a predicted model, not a curated record. NCBI's taxonomy places the organism in Eukaryota, Metazoa, Chordata, Lepidosauria, Squamata, Colubridae.
CUUCAGAAAACUCAGUUUUGCAUUAAUUCUUCUCAGCCCCAAGGAGCUUGAGAAAUCUCUCUCUUUCUGUCUCUCCCUUUUUCUCUUUCCUCCUCUAUCUCUCUCUCUGUCUAUCCAUCCAUCUCUCUUUCUCUAUCUAUCUUCUGGAGGCGGGGGAGGUGAAAAACAGGCCGUCUUUGCCUGCUUUUUGGCCUCCUGGGGCGUCUGUGUGCCCCGUUUUUCACCUCCCCUGCCUCCAGAACGUUUCUGCAGGCCAAAAUUGUUGGCCUUACCUUUCAGUUCCAGCACGCAGGGCUCGCGAAGGCAGACCAAAGUCCUCCAGCCGUUCAAACUUUUAUUUUCUCGGAAUAAUUUCCUGCCCGGUUUUCUGAGUUCGGUGGCAGCCGACCAAGGGAAUGAACCCUGGCCAAAUUCUGCAAGAUGCCCCCGUCCGAAAAAUUGCCAUUUUUGGCGGCACUCAUGGCAAUGAGCUGUCGGGGGUGUUUCUGGUUAAAUCUUGGCAAGAAGACGGAGCAGAGAUCGAAAGACCGGGGUUGAAGGUACGGCCUUUCCUGGCUAACCCACGAGCUGUGGAAAAAUGCUGCCGUUAUAUAGACUGUGACCUGAACCGAGUGUUCGAUUCCGAAAAUCUUGGCUCUUCGCAGCGUCCUGCAAUCAGCAAGGACCUCACGGACAACGUCCCCUAUGAAGUCAGAAGGGCCCAAGAAAUCAACAACUUCUUCGGUCCGAAGGGCCAACCUGGCGCUUACGAUCUGAUCUUCGACCUUCACAACACGACCGCUAACAUGGGUGGGACCCUCAUCCUGGAAAGCUCCAGCGAUUGCUUUGCCAUUCAGAUGUGCCAUUAUAUACAGGAUGCUGUGUCCCCAGACAGAUGUCUGGUCUUACUUCUCGAACAUCCCAACUUGAAAUACGCAACGACUCGAUCAGUAGCAAAACAUCCAAUUGGUGUUGAAGUGGGCCCUCAGCCUCAAGGUGUCCUGAGGGCUGACAUUUUGGAUAAAAUGAGGACGAUCGUCCGACACGGGCUGGAUUUCGUGGCAAAAUUCAAUGCAGGAGAAGAAUUCCCUCCAUGCACCGUUGAGGUUUAUAAAUUAUUGGAGAAAGUUGAUUAUCCCAGGAACCAAAAAAAUGAGAUUAUGGCUGUCAUUCACCCUCAUUUACAGGAUCGAGACUGGCAGCCGCUAAAUCCGGGAGAUCCCAUGUUUUUGACUCUGGAAGGAAAGACCGUCGCGUACGACGGAGAAGUGACGGUAUUCCCCACCUUUGUGAACGAGGCUGCCUACUACGAGAAGCAACAAGCCUUUGUAACGACGGCGAAAGAAAAAUUGAGCGCAAAAGGGCUCCGAGUUUCUUAAACCCGGAUUGUUUUUUUUAAACUUCCUCUAAAGUGCCUGCAAAUAUUUCUCGCCCAAAGUGGCCUAAAGACAUCGUAGAUCCUAGACCGAAAAUUCAAUUUAUCAUUGUAAGAAAGCACUUACUCAGAAAACGACGACGAUUAUAAACCAUUUUUUAUGCACUUUA